Molecule: messenger RNA, 955 nt
Organism: Daktulosphaira vitifoliae (grape phylloxera)
Lineage: Eukaryota; Metazoa; Arthropoda; Insecta; Hemiptera; Phylloxeridae
Exons: 2
Coding region: 75-824 (249 amino acids)
Cellular component (GO): chitin-based extracellular matrix
Molecular function (GO): structural constituent of chitin-based larval cuticle
Source: RefSeq, a predicted model, not a curated record
AAUUUUUUCGACGGAAUGGGUGGAGAAGACGGACUGAGACUAUUUAACCACCGGCCGGUUUUAUUACACUAUCGAUGAUCACGUUCAGCAUACACACAACGAACACUAACAUCAUGAACGACUACCAAGUUCUUACGAUAUUUGCUACUCUCUACAUUUGUGAGUGUUUGGGUAGCCCAGUUACUCCGACUGGCCAACCCAUUCCAAUUUUGAAACAAGUCAAUAGGCAAAAUGAAGACGGUUCGUACAGUUAUGGCUAUGAAAACGCAGACGGCACAUUCAAGAUCGAAACAAAGAGCCCCACCGGUGAAGUUCACGGCAAGUACGGUUACGUGGACGAAACUGGCAAAUUACGAACUGUCGAAUACGGCGCGUCCUCCGCUCGUGGAUUUGAACCGGUCGGUACUGAUAUAAACGUCCCUCCGCCAGUCAUAGGAGGUGAAUCAAAUGAAAUGCACAGGGACCAGCCGCUACAGCAAGCGCAACAACAAGACGACUAUGACGACGGGCAAUACCGCGAAGAUCCCAGCAUUUACUACAGGUCCGAACAACAGCAGCAAAUGCCUGUCGCUCGUCAACAACAGCAGUUCGCUUUGCAACAACAAAGAUUCGCUCAACAACAACAACAACACUUACAGCAACAACAAUUGCACCAACAACAACAACAGCUUCUUCAACAGCAGCAGCAACAAUCACAACACCUACCCUGGUACAGUAGCCCCAUGUCCAGAUCAGACAACAAACAGAAAUUUCCAGGGCAUCCAUCAAUCCAACAUUACGACCCAUUGACUGGGUCAUUUGCACUGGCCUACACGGGCAACUGAUUCCUUACUUGAAUGUUAAAUAAUAUAAUGUCUGUUUUUAUUGUGCAAUUAUACUUUAUUUGUAUUAUUGAAAUAGUUAAAUUUUAUGAAUAGAAAUUUUUUUUAUGAAAUAAAAAGAAGUUUUUUUUUUA